CGGCGACUACAGUUACAACGCAGCCAACACUCAGGGCAGUUCAGUCGGCGAAUGCUUCUCCCGCCAAAGUACAGGCACCACCGCCAUUGCCAAUCCACUCUUUGGCCGCUCAUUCUCAAACCCCGCUUCUCUUCUUCCACAGUACCCCACCAAUGCCGACUACUCCCCGAUUGCCCCUCCUCCGACACCGACUCCGAUGUUCUCUCCUUCCUCCGUCGCGCCGCACCCUCUCGCUCCGCCGUCUUCUACUGGAACACCCUCAUCAAGCGGAGCGUCUCGCUGCAGAAUCAGAGGACGGCCCUCCACCUGUUCGACGAAAUGCGCCGCCUUGAAUGGGUGCCGGAUGGCUACACUUACCCUUAUGUUUUCAAAGCCUGCGGCGAUCUUUCUUCGUUGCUUGCCGGGGCGUCGGUCCACGCGCUCGCUCUUGUUUCUGGUUAUACCAACUGCAACGUGUUUGUGGACAAUGCCGCGGUCGCUAUGUAUGGCCGGUGCGGUUCUGCUAAUCAAGCGCAGCAGCUGUUCGAUGAAAUGCUCGAGAGAGGGGUGUUCGAUACUAUCUCGUGGAACUCGAUUAUAUCUGUUUAUGUGCACAUCGGCGAGGGUAGGAGGGCUUUACGCAUGUUCGAAAAGAUGGUUUCCACGGGAGAUAUAUCAAUACGUGCAGACGCCGUUAGCUUGGUGAAUGUACUUCCAGCUUGUGCUUCUGUCAAAUCUUGGAGGCGUGGGAUGGAGAUACACGCAUACGCAAUAAGGAGAGGUUUACUCGACGACAUUUUUGUGGGAAAUGCUAUAGUAGAUAUGUACGCAAAGUGUGGAUUAAUGGACGAGGCGAAAAAUGUGUUUGAUAGAAUGGAAGUGAAGGAUGUGGUUUCUUGGAAUGCACUGGUUACCGGCUACUCCCAAACCGGAUAUUUCGACGGUGCUUUAGGAUUGUUCGAGAGUAUGAGGGAGAAGGGCAUCGAACUAAAUGUGGUGACAUGGAGUGCUGUGAUUGCUGCGUACGCUCAAAGGGGACUUGGGUACGAGGCACUCGAUGUUUUUCGAGAGAUGAUAGUCUCCGGAUCACAACCCAAUGCUGUUACCCUAGUCUCGGUUUUAUCCGGUUGUGCUGCGUAUGGUGCAUUGGACCAAGGAAAGGAGACUCAUUGUUGUGUGGUCAAACAGUUUCUCAACUUGGAAGGGAACGACCCAGGCGAUGAGAUGAUGGUGAUCAAUGGAUUGAUCGACAUGUACGCAAAGUGCAAGAGCACCGUAAAGGCUCGCGCAAUGUUCGAUUCCAUCGAGAGCAAGGAUAAAAGCGUGGUGACGUGGACGGUCAUGAUUGGUGGAUACGCCCAACACGGUGAAGAAGCUAGUGAUGCCUUGGUACUUCUUUCGCAAAUGGUGAGUGAUGAAUACAAAAUGAUGCCGAACGGCUUCACUAUAUCUUCGGCACUCGUGGCGUGCGCGCGUAUCGGUGCCCUCAGAGUCGGUAGAGAAAUCCACGCUUACUCAUUACGCAACCGUUACGACGAUGCUAUUGUAUUCAUCUCGAAUUGCUUGAUCGACAUGUACUCCAAAUCGGGUGAUGUGGACGCUGCGCGUGCCGUUUUCGACAGUUUGGCCGAGAAAAACGCCGUUUCUUGGACUUCGAUAAUGACGGGGUACGGUUUGCACGGCCGUGGCGAGGAGGCGCUCGAGAUUUUCGACGGGAUGAGAAAAGCCCGUCUAAAAAUCGACGGGGUGACUUUCGUGGUUGUGCUCUACGCUUGUAGCCACUCGGGCAGGGUUGACGAGGGUAUCAAUUACUUCCAAAACAUGAAGAAGGAUUUCGGAGUGGCUCCGGAAAUCGAACACUACGCUUGCAUGGUGGAUCUUUUAGGGCGUGGGGGGCGUUUGGACGAAGCUGUUGAUCUCAUCAAGGACAUGUCAAUGGAGCCCACUCCGAUAAUUUGGGUGGCGUUGCUAAGCGCUUGUAGGGUCCACGGGAAUGUUGAGCUAGGGGAGCACGCGGUGAAUCGUUUAUUAGAGUUGAAUUUCGAGAACGAUGGGUUAUACACGCUUCUAUCGAAUAUAUACGCUAGUGCGAGGAGGUGGAAGGAUGUUUCGAGGGUGAGGUUGUUGAUGAAGCGGGCGGGGAUCAAGAAGAGGCCCGGGUGUAGUUGGGUGCAGGGGAAGAAGGGUACAGCGACUUUUUACGUUGGGGAUAAAUCUCAUCCGAUGGCAAAAGAUAUAUACAAUCUUCUCGACGAUUUGAUACAUAGGAUUAAAAAAAUGGGAUAUUUGCCCGAGACUGCUUUUGCUCUGCAUGACGUGGAUGACGAGGAGAAGGGGGAUCUGUUGCUUGAGCAUAGUGAAAAGUUGGCUCUUGCUUAUGGUAUUUUGACUACGGCGAGUGGUGUACCGAUUAGGAUUACGAAGAACUUGCGCGUGUGUGGCGAUUGUCAUACGGCUUUUACGUAUAUUUCGAGGAUUAUUGAUCAUGAAGUUGUACUCCGGGAUACGAGCAGGUUUCACCAUUUCAAGAAUGGAUCCUGCUCUUGUAAUGGAUAUUGGUGAAAAAACAGAGCCAAUUUUUUUUUUUUCUUAUUUUGUGGAGUUAUUGGUUAACAAGAGAUUUGAUGUUUAAUUUAAAAGGAUUUGGUUU
This is a messenger RNA of Erythranthe guttata (spotted monkey flower), 2629 nucleotides long. Its product is annotated as Tetratricopeptide repeat (TPR)-like superfamily protein. NCBI's taxonomy places the organism in Eukaryota, Viridiplantae, Streptophyta, Magnoliopsida, Lamiales, Phrymaceae. The record is from RefSeq and is a predicted model, not a curated record. Gene Ontology annotation, biological process: RNA modification. Gene Ontology annotation, molecular function: protein binding; zinc ion binding; RNA binding.